This is a messenger RNA of Aureobasidium musti, 1827 nucleotides long. NCBI's taxonomy places the organism in Eukaryota, Fungi, Ascomycota, Dothideomycetes, Dothideales, Saccotheciaceae. The record is from the annotation of a GenBank genome assembly.
AUGGCCACAAACAGCAGCGACAGCGGCCCCGGACCAGUGAGCGAAUUGCUAGGCGUGUUGGCAUACGCAUUCGCUCAAGUACAACCCUUGCUCCCCCUGUAUACUCACCUCGUUCUCUCGGCGUUGUUUCCCAUCAUCACAGGUGCUUACUCUUCACUUUCACGACCUUCGUCAGCAGCGAAGCCUGUCAAGGAUCCAAAAGCCCAGCGUGGAGCCGAUGAGCAAGACGAUCCAGAUGAAGAUGAGGACAGUAUCCAGAAGAUGGANGGGCUGAGUCCCAGUGAUGCUGUCAUCUUUCCUCUCCUUGCCGGAUGUACAUUGGGCGGCCUUUACCUGCUCAUUAAGUACAUGGGUGCUUCACUACUGAACAAAGUCUUGCGUUGGUACUUUUCGGCAAUGGCCAUAUUCAGCGUCGCUAAACUCGUCAACGAUGGUCUUGGUGUGGCCGAGUCUUUCUGCUUUCCACACUACUACACUGAGGGAGGUGUUUUGUGGAAAGUCAGCCAACCCGAAAGGAAGGCGAUCCACUCAGCCAUUUGCAUGAGACCGUCUCCUCUCCCAGGAGUCUUGGGUCGCAUCAUUCUUCCUCAGCGCGUCCUCGAUGCCUUUUGGAUGUUGCGCGGUCUUCUUAGGCGCAAGUACCGUCUGCAUUUCCGUCUCUCCGGCUUGGUCAAAUUCAAGGUCACUCUUACGCUUCGCACAAUUCUCUCGACUACACUCGCACUCGCAACCAUCUUCUGCUCCAACUUUGUGCUCGAUGCAUGGUGGCUCACCAACCUGCAAGGAUUUGCCUUUUCUUACAGCGCUCUUCAGCUCAUGUCUCCCACUACCUUUGGUACUGGUUCUCUAAUCCUGAGCGCCUUGUUCUUCUACGACAUCUACUUUGUCUUCUACACUCCUCUGAUGGUUACUGUAGCCACCAAACUCGAUGUGCCCAUCAAGCUGCUGUUCCCUAGACCCCUCGAAGACGGGCAAGUUGCCGCAGACAGGAAAUUGGCUAUGCUCGGUCUGGGAGAUAUCGUGAUUCCUGGUAUGAUGAUCGGACUCGCCCUGAGAUUUGAUCUUCACAUGUUCUACCUGAAGAGACAGACGAAGCGUCUCAAAUCUGCUCAAGCCGAUGCAGACAAGAAGAAGGAAGACAGCACAAGCAAGGUCGAUGAAGAAGUUCAAAAGGAACCCUAUCGCCCUGUCACUGGCCACUGGGGCAACAAAUUCUGGACCACCUCCUGGAUCGGCCGCUCUUUGCUACCCAAGUACGAACCCAAGAAGCCUGCUCGCAAUCCAAUUCCUACAUUCUCGAAACCAUACUUCUAUGCUUCCNNAAUUGUUGGCUACGUUCUUGGAAUGUGCGUCACGCUGGGUAUCAUGCAAGUCUUCAAGCAUGCUCAACCUGCCCUUCUCUACCUAGUUCCCGGCGUUCUGGAGAAGAAGGACUCAGACAAGAAGGAGUCCACUUCCUGGUGGGGCAAGAGUUUCUUCUCGGCCGAGAAGAGCGAGCGUAAUGCGGAAAGACUCGAAAAGAUGAUCGCAAAGAGUGUUGGUGGCGAUGAGAAGAGUGACAGCGAAGAUAAGAGCAGUGGUAAGAAGAGCAAGAAGGAAAAGCAUGGCGACAAGGGCUUCUUCCAUUUCUCCUUUACGCGCGCUGUUCCCAAGAACUCAUCACUACCUAGCGAUGUCAAGAAACGCUCGUCAGCUGCAGAGACGGACAGCGCUUCUUUGAUCAGCGGUUCUCAGACAACCGAGGCGAACGGACACGAUCCCAAAUGGAGAGGUGCAGGCCCACAAGAGACCAAUGAGGAGCGUGCUGGCAAGAGAAGACGUAUCUGA